Messenger RNA from Bufo gargarizans (Asiatic toad), 2289 nucleotides. It is a transcript of the gene OLFML3, whose product is annotated as olfactomedin like 3. Lineage: Eukaryota; Metazoa; Chordata; Amphibia; Anura; Bufonidae. The record is from RefSeq and is a predicted model, not a curated record. Gene Ontology annotation, biological process: signal transduction. The coding region runs from base 130 to 1380 and encodes 416 amino acids. The transcript is spliced from 4 exons.
GCAUUCCAGAGUUGUGAGCUGGAAGCAGUGCAGGAGAACUCAACAGUGCCCAAAGUCUUUUCACAAUCCGUAAGAGAAAGUCUGCUGGAAUAAGAAUCCUUUACACAUCAACCAACAAGGAAGCCAAAGAUGGCUGGAAUUGUGGCCUAUGUCCUUCUUUCUUUUGUCGCUGUAGUUAACUCCCAAGUUCAGACUGCAUUUAUGGAGUACAUACAAACAAGGAUGGGGGUUUUGGAGGAAAGAAUUUCUCAAUGGCAUGAUCAAAGCAGUCGCUAUAGCUCAGAACUUCGUGACUUCAAGAAUCAGGUCCUAAAGAUGCUGGAGAACAUAGAGAAGGAGCGGGAAACAGUAAGGAAUGAGAUGGAGAAUACAAAUAUUCGGCUUGAUCGGCUUGAAAGAGAGGUGGACUACAUGGAGACUCAGAACCCAGCACCACCUUGUGUAGACAUAGAUGAAAAAUUGACAGAGCUUCAUCUUCAGAAAAAGAAAAAGAAGGAAAAAUAUGCAAAGUUAUCAGGUUGUCCCAAGGAUGAGAUUACUGAAAAUGUGGAACCAGAUGUGAUGCUGAGUCCUCCUGUCAACCGGAAGUCAUAUUGCAGUGACACUAUUUCUCAAGUCAAUGCCAUGAAAAUCCUGAAACGCUUUGGGAGCAAUGCUGGCCUUUGGACAAAGGACCCAAUCGUAAAUUCUGAAAAAGUCUAUGUCUUUGACGGAUCUGGCAAUGAUACAGUGUUUGUGUUCUCUCGUAUGAAGGAGUUCACUCUUUCAUCUUUAACACGCAAAGUGCCUCGAAUCAAACUUCCUUAUCCAUGGAUUGGCACUGGACAUAUCGUUUAUGGAGGCAAUUUGUAUUAUAUACGGCAAGAUGAGGAAUUUCAGGUUAUAAAAUUCAACUUGACGACCAAAACAGUAGUUGACAGUGCUGUUCUGCCCAUUGAAGACCAAGUUCCCGUGUAUGGGCUGUCCAAAUUCAACUACAUAGACAUAGCAGCGGAUGAAGAAGGUCUCUGGGUCAUCUAUGCCACCAGGGACAAUGAAAAGCACAUCUGCUUAGCCAAACUAGAUCCAGCCAACCUUGGAAUUGAGCAGAUGUGGGAUACUCCUUGCCCUAUUGAGAAUGCAGAAAGUGCUUUUGUGGUGUGUGGCACUCUGUACGUGGUAUAUAACACCAAGCUCCCAAGUCGCUCUCGUAUCCAGUGUAUCUUUGAUGUCAGUGGCACCAUAACCAGUGAACAUGUCCCUAUUGUUUAUUUCCCAAAACGAUAUGGAUCUCACUCCAGCAUGAAGUACAACCCCAGGGAAAAGCAGAUCUAUGCUUGGGAUGAUGGAUAUCAGAUCUUAUACAAACUCACCAUGAAGCCUAAGGAUGAACUGUAUUAGAGAUGAUGGUGAUUGUAUAAUUUUAUGUAUCUUUUGUCAUUUUAAAUGGUCAUACACAUAAUACUCCACAUAUGGCAUCAGAACAUCUAACUGAGGAAAUAUUGAACUUCUAUUUCUGUUUCCCUGCUUAUUUUUUUUAUUGUUUCUGUUCAUACAUGCUGAAUGAAAGUCAUUCUUCACCCAGCGAUGUGACCCAUUUGCCUCUCCCAGUGUAAUAACAGUAUAUAUUCAUCCAAAAAUGAUUUUCUAGCAUAAUAAUGGUAAUCCAGUGUUGAUGUGUAGACGUUGAGUGUUUUCUUCCUGUUAAUGAAUAAUGACUUCCACUCUCCCUACAGUAUCCAGUGUCGGACUGAAUUUUCUGGGGUCCAACAGAGAAAAUAAUUCUGGAGGCCCUCCCUCUGCUAGACCUUAGCGGCCCUGCUUUAUAAGGGGCCUUGUUUUAUAAAGGGCCCAUUAUUGUGUCACAGCUUGGGCCCCCCCAGAGGAUCCUCUGGUACUCUGGUGGGCCAGUCCCACCCUGCAGUAUCCUAUCCGUACAAUGCCCUAAUUUAUUGAGAUAUCUUUAUAGUGUUUAAAGCUCAGUUUCCUGAUACAGAGUUCAAAAUCCCCAUUUGGCUACCCGCAGCCACCACUAGAGGCAGUAUAGGAGCUUACUACAUACUGGAAUGCCUUGAAUGCACUAACAAAUCAGUAAACAGCAAUCUCCUAAGGUUCCUCUAGGCAUGGCUAUGGGGUGUGAAAAUAUUAUCAUUUACAAUGCAUCUCUAUACAUGCUUAUAUCAAGAUACUAAGAAAUUAAUCACAGACUUUGGGACCUAAAAAUGACACCAUGCUAAAAAGUAACUCAUUUAGGAAAACUGUCUAAGGCUGGGUUGACAUCACGCUUUUUUUCUCCCUACAUUUGAUGUA